AUGUCGGGCUCAUUCGAAAAGUCCGUCAAGGGCGCGACCAAGAUCAAAAAUGCGCCGCCCAAGACAAAGUACAUCGAACAUAUCCUCGUUGCCACUCAUUCGGGUGAUGCCGGCGUCGGCGAAGUCUUUCGUUCCCUACAAUAUCGACUGCGCGACUCGACCUGGACCGUGGUGCUCAAGAGCCUGCUUACCACGCAUCUCAUGAUUCGAGAGGGCUCACCGGACGUAACCUUAUCCUUUCUCGCCAAGCAUCGCAAUAUUUUGGGCGUCGGUCAUUUCUCUGAUGCCCAAACACAAGGUCGGAACAUCCGGCAUUAUGCCAACUACCUAACCGAGAGAGCGCGAGCGUACCGCGAUACGAAAUUUGAUUGGGUGCGGGGCGAUUUAUCGAGGCUGGAGAGAUUGAGCGUUGAUAAGGGUCUACUUCGAGAGACGGAGGUCGUGCAGAGCCAAUUGUCGGCCCUGUUGAAAUGUGACGUCCUUGAGAACGAACCAGAAAACGAAAUCACCAUUGCCAUCUUCAGGCUACUGGUCUUGGACCUGUUGGCGCUGUUCCAGGCACUCAACCAAGGUCUCAUCAACAUUUUAGGUCACUUUUUCGAAAUGUCACACACGGACGCACAGAGAGCUUUAGACAUUUACCGCACAUUCACUCGACAAACUGAUUAUGUGGUUCAGUAUCUCGCUUCUGCCCGCCUGCACGAACACCACACACGGGUCGAGGUUCCCAAAAUCAAACACGCCCCGGUCAACUUAGCCCGUCAACUGGAGGACUAUCUUAAGGACCCGGACUUUGAAGUCCACCGUCGACAGUACCUUGCCGAGCAGGACGCAAAGAAGAAGGGCGGAUCCUCAAAACCCGCAAAGCUCGAAUUUCCCAAGUCACCUACCAAGCCAUCGUCUCCGGCGCCAAACGUCAACAACCCCUUCCCAUCGGUUCCAGAUGCCAAGAUCGAGAGCAAACCGCAGGCGAAUAAGGGCCCGGAUCCUGACUUGAUUGACUUUUUCGACUCCAUCGAGCAGCAACAGACGACUAUGCAGGUCAACCCACAACCAACUGGAAUGCCCGGGGCAGCUCCCUUUCAACCCCAAGCUACCGGCAUGCCAUUCCCACAAAACGGCUUCGCCCCUCAACAGACCGGAUUUGCACCUAACAACAUGUUCCAACAGCAACAGAACAUGGGCGGAUUUGUACAGCAACCGCAGCCGCAGCCGCAGCCGCAGCCUCAACCACUGCAACCAAACUUCACCGGCGCUGGAUUUGGCGGCUUCACACCACAGCCAAGCUUCCAACCGGGUGCUCUGGGAUCCAUCCCUCAGAACUCCGAAGCUUCGUUCCAAAACCAGAACCAAGGCUUCCAAUACGGCCAACAGCAGCAGCCACUGCAAACCGGCUCUCCGGGCCCUCUUCAGCCCAUGCAAACAGGUACCAAUCCAUUCAGACAAUCUAUGAUGAUGCAGCCCACGGGCGUGCCAGGCGUCUCGUCGCCAUAUGCCUCGCCCACCAUAGCGCCCCAGCUGCAACGCCAGUCAACGAACCCAUUCGCGCGCUCACCUCCUCAGAGCACCUCGCCGUUCCAGUCCGCAACUCCUAUCCAAGCCCAACCAACUGGUACCAACCCCUUUGCCAAAGCACAACCCCAACCAGUCCAAUCUCCCGACCACACGCAGAAUCCAGGUGCCCUCGCCCCCCAACCAACAGGUACCACGAAUCCCUUCCGCCACGGCGCGUUCGUCAACCACAACACUGGAAUGGGGUGGCAGCAUAACCAAACGAAUAUCGGUGGUGGACUGGAUCAACUUCCUACUGUUCCCGUAUUCCCUCGACCGGCACAACAGACGCCGUGGCAACAAUAA
Messenger RNA from Pochonia chlamydosporia 170, 1857 nucleotides. RefSeq names its product ENTH domain-containing protein. Gene Ontology annotation, molecular function: 1-phosphatidylinositol binding; phosphatidylinositol-4,5-bisphosphate binding; SNARE binding. NCBI's taxonomy places the organism in Eukaryota, Fungi, Ascomycota, Sordariomycetes, Hypocreales, Clavicipitaceae. The record is from RefSeq and is a predicted model, not a curated record. Gene Ontology annotation, cellular component: clathrin-coated pit; clathrin-coated vesicle. The transcript has 5 exons. Bases 1 to 1857 code for a protein of 618 amino acids. Gene Ontology annotation, biological process: vesicle budding from membrane; clathrin-dependent endocytosis; clathrin coat assembly.